AGAGGUGAUUCUGUUCUUUCUCUCGUCUCCAUUCUCGCUUUCUCGCUCUAUUCCUACAAGUUACAACAAGCCCUUCAAUCCUUUAAGCAGCUCAGUCCAUAAUCGAAACCGGAUCUUCGCUUAAUCUGGUUCUCAAUAUCAAUCCCGAUGGGUUGUACUGUGAGAGAAAAGCACAUCCGAACAACUCGCAGACCUCGAUCGGUGAAAACUGACAACGAUCACGCCAGUGCUUUUGAUAGAGCAUCGAUAUCCAAAUCCAUCUUCGAUGCGGGUCUCAAACCCUUGGGUUACCAUGUGGGCGUUCACGAUUCUGGCCAAAACCCUAACCCCAACCCUAAUUUCGACGACAGUGGGUGGGGUUACUGUACUGAGGAACAAUUGGAGGAAAUUCUAUUGAAAAACUUGGAAUUCUUGUACAAUGAAGCCAUCUCUAAGCUUGUUGCAUUGGGAUAUGAUGAUGAUGUUGCCCUAAAGGCGAUACUGCGGAAUGGGCAUUGUUAUGGGGGCAUGGAUGUGUUAACUAAUAUAUUGCACAAUUCUUUGGCUUAUCUAAAUAGUAAUUGUGGAGGUGGCAGUAGUAAUGUGAAUUCGGAGGAAGCUGAACCAGUUUUUUCAGAUUUGAGGCAACUGGAAGAGUACUCUCUUGCGGGUAUGAUUUGUUUAUUGCAACAAGUGCGACCCCAUUUGACUAAAGGGGAUGCAAUGUGGUGUCUGCUCAUGUGUGAUCUUCAUGUGGGUAGAGCUAGUACUAUUGAAAUUCCAGUUCUUCCUUCACCUAUUAAUAAUAAUGGGUGUGGUGGUCCUGUUAAUAGUAAUGCUAAUGUUGAGAGUGUUAAUAGUAGUAGUUCAGUUGGUGUUGCAGUGCCACCUCUAUGUAAGUUUCAUGGUGGUUGGGGAUUUGGAAAUGGACCAGUUUCAGAGUUUCCUGCUAAUGGCCUUUUUCAAUGUUCAACAGAUGUGACUCUGCAAAGAGAUAUUGAGUGUCCAAAGAGGUUUAAUCUUAGUCCUUCCAUGAAGUCUUUGUUGAAGAGGAAUGUGGCAAUGUUUGCUGCUGGCUUUAGAGCAAGCUCUAAACAGUUGCAGACACAAUCGCAGGCAUGCCCAAGCUCUGUGUCAAGUGUGGAUGCCACAACAGGAAUUGUAUCAGGGCCUGAAGUUCCGGUCGAACAGUAUGAGGAUCCAAAUAAUUCGAAGAACCUCGAUAUGGUGAAUACAGUGUUAAGUAAAUUCCGUGAGAUGAAUCUUGAUGAGAAUUUGGAGUUUGUGGCUGAAGAUCAGAAGGAUGAGAUGGUACUGACUUUAAUCCAUCAGAUUAAGGAACUCGAUAGGCAGGUAAAAGAGCGGAGGGAGUGGGCUCACCAGAGGGCAAUGCAAGCUGCUAGAAAGCUUAGUCAUGAUCUGACAGAGCUGAAGAUGUUGAGAAUGGAGAUGGAGGAGACUCAACAGUUAAAGAAAGGGAAACAAACCCUUGAAGAUACAACCAUGAAGAGGCUCUCAGACAUGGAGAAUGCUUUGAGGAAGGCUAGUGGUCAAGUGGAUCGUGCAAAUGCAGCUGUGAGAAGGCUUGAGACUGAGAAUGCAGAAAUCAGAGCAGAGAUGGAAGCUUCAAAAUUAAGUGCAUCAGAGUCAGUUUUAACCUGUUUAGAGGUUGCAAAAAGGGAGAAGAAGUGCCUGAAGAGGCUUUUGGCUUGGGAGAAACAAAAAACUAAAUUGCAGGAGGAGAUUGGGGAGGAGAAGAGGAAGAUAGUGGACUUACAACAACAGAUGGUCCGGGUUGAGCAGGCACAGAAAGAAGCUGAGGUGAAGUGGAGGCAGGACUUGAAGGCUAAAGAGCUAGCCUUUGUACAAGUGGAGGAGGAACGACGUGCCAAGGAGGCAGCUGAGGCUAAUAAUAAAAGGAAGCUUGAGGCUCUGCGUCUAAAAAUUGAGAUAGACUUCCAGCGUCACAAGGAUGAUCUACAAAGACUUGAGCAGGAACUUUCUCGUCUUAAAGUGUCUGCUCAAUCCACUGAGCUAGUUCAUCCGUUGAAUACAUUACCUAAUCGAGACUGUGAGGGGGCAAAGCCCCAAGGAGAAACAAUUGCAAGGUUGCUUCAUGAAUUGGACAAACUGGAGGAUUCUUCAGAGAAAGGAGUGAACAGUGACAGGGAAUGCAUAAUUUGUUUGAAAGAUGAAGUUUCUGUUGUAUUCCUCCCAUGUGCUCACGAGGUCCUGUGUGCCAACUGCAACGAGGAUUAUGGGAAAAAGGGUAAAGCCACUUGCCCAUCCUGCAGGGCUCCAAUUGAGCAGAGAAUCCGUACUUUUGGUGCUAGUUCAUAGUCAUAGUUUGAGCUUGAGAAAUGGCAUGGUGAUUGGAGAGUAAGAAAGUUUUCAGGCAUAUAAAGACUGCAUUUAUCAUUUUAACCUCUGGCUUUUACAGUUUGCUUGCUUUGAACUUGCUGUGGGAGUGGGUGCUUCAUCACUCUUCAGCAAAUAUGUGUGUAAAUAAAAAGUGAAACGUGUGUUGGAGUUGCUGUCAACCAUAAGAUAAUUGAAAUGCUCUCUGCCUUAAUAUUGCCAUUGGCUUUGCAAAGUAUAUACCAUUGAAAUUUCGUAUCU
Molecule: messenger RNA, 2598 nt
Organism: Vitis riparia (riverbank grape)
Lineage: Eukaryota; Viridiplantae; Streptophyta; Magnoliopsida; Vitales; Vitaceae
Product: MND1-interacting protein 1
Exons: 3
Coding region: 148-2319 (723 amino acids)
Source: RefSeq, a predicted model, not a curated record